Acaulospora morrowiae is the source of this 1761-nucleotide messenger RNA. The record is from the annotation of a GenBank genome assembly. Lineage: Eukaryota; Fungi; Glomeromycota; Glomeromycetes; Diversisporales; Acaulosporaceae.
AUGCACAAAUCUCUUCCUUUCAUGAAAUUCGAAGAGAACGAAGUUCUUCCACAAAAUUCUGAUUUGCUCGAAAACAAACCUAAAUUUGAAUUGGCAAGCACCGAGGAAACUCCAGCUCCUGUCAAUUCAGAAACCUUUAUUCCAGAAAAAUUGAAGUCCAGUGAAACUAAGCCUCGAGAUGUUAAACCUGUAUCAACUAUUCCAAGCACGUCUCCGGCUGUUCCAUUAUUUACGUUAUGGGAUUACUUUAGAGAUGAAUUGUUUUCUUGUGAUUUCGAUUCUCUGCAAGAGCUAAAGCGAGAAAGGGUAACAAAUUUUUUGAGUAUUCCCUGGGCUAUCGAAAAACUUAUGGUAUUUGGUUUUUUCAUCUGCAUGGAUUCAUUUCUAUAUACUUUUACCAUACUUCCUUUACGCAUAAUUAUUGCGUUUUAUUAUUUGGUUACUCGUUUCUUUUACAAUUUUAAAAAAAAAAGGACCACGUAUCUUAAUACAUCUCAAUUGUGCGAUUUGCUCAAAGGUCUUUUGAUAAUACUCGUUUAUGCAUCAUUGCAAGGUGUCGAUGCAGCACAGAUGUAUCACUCAAUACGUGGGCAAUCGGUAAUCAAGUUGUAUGUCAUAUUCAACGUUCUUGAGAUUCUCGACCGAUUAUGUUGUUCGUUUGGUGGAGAUAUCCUUGAUUCUCUCUUCUCCAACUCUACUCUUGGCUCUAAGAAUUCCUGUUCUAGUGCUAGUAGGCAUUUAAGACCAAUAACCUUCUUCGUCAUGGCGUUCGUAUCGCAUACAAUAAUAUUGUUUUACCAGGCGAUAACCCUCAACGUUGCGAUUAAUUCGUAUUCUAACGCACUAUUAACGUUGCUAUUGUCAAACCAGUUUAUUGAGAUUAAGGGUUCGGUGUUUAAAAAAUUUGAAAAGGAAAAUUUGUUCCAACUAAGCUGCGCCGAUAUCGUGGAACGUUUUAAUCUCGCACUUUUCCUGACUGUGAUCACUGUUCGUAAUCUUAUAGAACUUUCGGGCUCUCCAACAUCGCCAUCUUCGAUCUUACCCACAUCAUUUAUUCCCCUUUUCCCAGCAAUGACAACUGUCGAAACAUUGUUGACACCAGUAAUUAUCGUUUUAGUUUCGGAGUUAUUGGUAGAUUGGUUGAAACACGCAUUCAUCACCAAAUUUAAUCAAAUUCGACCAAGCAUAUACGAUCGGUACAUUGAUGUUCUUUCCAGAGAUCUUGUGGUUGGAAAUCCCACGAGGAUCCGUGAUGGAAUGAAUUCUUCCUAUAAACCAAAGACUUUUGUUGAUCAAUCACCCAUAGUAUCACGUCGAAUUGGUUUUGCGUCGUUACCUCUUGCAUGUUUGACGAUGAGCGUGGUUUCCCAAACUAUAACAAUGAUAUCUGAUUCGUUACACGAGCUCGAAGAAAAUGAACACAAAAAUGUAGCCUUUACUAAUGUGGUUACCCAAUCCGGAGGCGUAUGGUUUCUUUAUUGCGUCUUAACGUUUAUAAUGCUUAUUGUUCUCAAAUUCUUUGUUGGGAUAAAUCUUCUUGGAUUUGCACAUCGACGAUAUGCGAAUAUGGAGUUACGUGAUGCAGAAGAUCGUGCCCAAGCACUCCAACUUCAAGAGCAUGAGAAUGUAGAGAAAGAACAGAAGCAAAUUAGAAAUCAACUUAUUAACAAUCCCAAAGAUGACGUGCUAUGGCAAGAAAAACCGCAGAUCACUUUGGAUAAUAUUGAUCGCUACACAUUGUUUAAGAGUCGGAUUCCAUAA